UUCACAUUGACAAUCUAAAUUCCCGAAAGUUUCUCUAAAUAUUAUGGGCCAGAGAUCUAGUUCAUUGUUACGCCCGAAGAUCUCUUUAACUUGGGUCCUUCGUGGUCAGCAGCAAUCUGCAAAUUCAAUAUCCACCAAUGGCACUUCGAUUACCCAGGGUCAGGAACAGGAGGGUGGUUUAUCAUUGGAAAUAAAGGAGAGACCUUUCAGAAAUAGCGUGAAAAGCUUGAGAAGCAUCAAGAGUACGAAGAAUGUAAAGGAGAAAGAAAAAUGUAAGGACAACAAUGGAUGUUUCGAUAAUCGUGAGAUAAAACACACUGUUCUGAAUAGAAUCGAAAAGGAUGCAAUUGAAAAGCCAAUCGAAAAGGAAAGACUGAAUGGUAACUAUAUAGAUAUGACGAUAGAUAAUAAUAAGUUAGAGAAACAAAUGGAAGUUUCAUCAGUGGAGAAGGAAGUGAAGGAAAAAGUGAAGAGGGCAACUUCAGAACCAACUUUGGUACCCAGGGAAUCGACAUUGACUUCCAGUGGAAGGGAGAAGCACAAACACCGAAGAACUAAACGACCUCACAAAACUCGAUCAUCCAGUAGAUUUGGCUACGAAAUUGCUGAUCUUGAUUCCUUUCUUACGAAGGCUUCCAUUGAGAAACCAGCAAACAUACCUGUUGUGCUAUCGUUUCCGUCCGUUUUAUAUCAAACACAAGGUGGCACUCAGGAUGAAGUUGCCCUACCCCUAGGAACCGUGGUGAACGCCGUUUUCAAAAAUCAAGCCUGGUUGUACGUCCAAACACCUCAUGGACAAGAAGGCUAUGUGGGUUACGCCGCUUGUUUACCUCUUGGAAUUUUACCACAACCAACCCAUGGACCGUGUUGGGAGGAUUCAACAGACGUCUUUCCGAGACCCUUGGGCAAUAUGACCGAUACUGAAAAACUACGUGACACAAGAUCGGAAUGCGGAACUCGUGGAAGAUCAGGAAGAAUGAGACGCAGUUCAAGGGAUGCAUUUUCAACAUGCGGCGAGCGAAGUGUUGAUCGAUUGUACUUGAGAGCAGCAGCAAAUGCAAGAACAAAAGGAUCACGUCACACAUUGCUCGUCAUUCGAAACGAUUACGAGGGCCAUGAAGUGAAUGCCAUCAGCGUUAUGAAAGGCGACGUUGUAGCACUUAUCAGUGAUCACGUGAACGAUUGGUUUUGGGUUAGAUCACGAGACGGCAGAGAAGGUUUCAUUCCUGCAGUUAUUGCCGGUCACGGCUUUUUGUGAUAUUCUACUAUUUAAAUAAAUAUAUUUCAUUCCAAAACUAUCCAUAUUAAUCAAUUUCAUAAACCGAAAUUGUAUUGAAAUCAAUAAAGAAUUAAUGAAAAUCAAUGAAAAAAUAAUAGGUAAUAUAAGAAAUAACUGAAUUUUAAACUACGCAAUUCAGAACAAAACUUUCUGU
This is a messenger RNA of Leptopilina heterotoma, 1433 nucleotides long. RefSeq lists its product as uncharacterized. The coding region runs from base 44 to 1258 and encodes 404 amino acids. The record is from RefSeq and is a predicted model, not a curated record. The transcript has 4 exons. NCBI's taxonomy places the organism in Eukaryota, Metazoa, Arthropoda, Insecta, Hymenoptera, Figitidae. Gene Ontology annotation, molecular function: protein binding.